Messenger RNA from Punctularia strigosozonata HHB-11173 SS5, 2474 nucleotides. RefSeq lists its product as uncharacterized. NCBI's taxonomy places the organism in Eukaryota, Fungi, Basidiomycota, Agaricomycetes, Corticiales, Punctulariaceae. Bases 1 to 1536 code for a protein of 511 amino acids. The record is from RefSeq and is a predicted model, not a curated record. Gene Ontology annotation, molecular function: protein binding. The transcript is spliced from 9 exons.
AUGGGGAACAAUCCAGCGAAGCCGGUCAUCAGAAUAGACGCAUUGCCAGAGGAUUUGAUACUCGAAAUCGCCCUCCAACUCGACUUCGAAGACCUGCUGGCGUUCAAGCAAACGUGCCGUAUCUUCCAUCUAUGCGCGUGUUCGGACUAUUUGUCGCGUCGACUGGCGCUUUCUUUCCACCUCCCUCUGGAUAUCGACCCAUGGGAGGAGUUGAGCGCGUUGUCGGGGAGGGAGAUUCAGCGACGCAUGGUCAGGGCCUUGAAGCUCGACAAGAAUUGGUCGAGGGGCGUACCCCGCAUCAAGCAAUUCGUGCAUAUACGCGGGCAUGUCGUUCAUAAUGACGAACUGUCGAUCGGUCGCAUGGCCCUAUUACCUGGAGCCCAAUGGCUCUUGACCGUUCAGUCAAAUCGUCGAAGGGGAAGGACGAGCGCAACGUGCACGUUCUGGUCGCUGCACGAUGUUCGUCAGCCUUACAGGGCUGCGUGUCUCGAAGUCUCAGGGCAAUACAUGUUCUCCACCGCCGAGACUGCGUGUGGCAAGAGCCCUGCAACCUACGCCGUCACUUACACACAGAGCGGAGAAGACUUUCUCGACGUGUACAAUGUGCCCCUGGAACAACGCUGGGCACCGAUAGAUUCCGUUACAGGUACGCCGCAACUGCUGCUCAGAGUUCGCAGGCCUCCGGACUGCCCUGGCGUGAUGUACAAAGUUCGUCUGAUGGGCGAUUUUGUGGCUACCACCAUCAGCCGUGACGGCAGUCCAUACGGCGUCCUAGUCGUCUGCAUCUCGUCCGGCCACCGAGUCCUCCUCGAGUUGCCCAGCAUCGGGGAACUCCAGGGUUCAUAUAUCGAGUUCGUUGGGGACGAUCUGGUCAUCGUUACCAGCCAAUUCGACGGGGUGAUGGUGGACAAGAUCGCCAUACCCGCGCUGUUCGCAUGCUCUGACCCGGAAAGCUCGAGCUGUUCGGCAUCUACGAUCCGACUGAAGAAGCCCCGCACGAUUUGGGCCGGCGUUCCCAUCCAUCCGGACGCCAUCGUCUCCUUCGGCGCCUCGCCCGGUCCUCGAAUGACCGGGUGGAGACUAAGCCACGUCAACGUCCUAUCGUUCGGGCAGAGCCUUUACCUGGCCCGGAUCCCGCCUUCCACAUGCACAUCGUCGAACGACGCGGACGGCACAGACGCGGACAGCGGACCCUCCGACCUACCUCGGUCCGCGACACGGCCUGCUGGCCUGACCUCCCAAGACUCGACCGCGCUCGGGCCCUGGGGCCACCGCGCCGUCUGGUUGGAGCGCAACUGGGAAGACGAGCACGUCCGGCUCAUGAAGAUGUCGGCCUCUCCUCCCGACCAUCACGGCAGGAGAGGAACCGAAACGACGGACAUGGGGAUCAAACUCGGCGUCCUGGUGCCGCCCGUCCCGAACCUGCCGUUCAGACCGGCAGAAUGCCGCAGUUUGGCGUUCGACGAGGCGAAGGGCAGGGUGGUGCUCGGGCUGUACUCGGGCGACCUGUGUGUCCUGGAUUUCGUCGAGGACUGACUACGUGGGUGAAGGAGAGACGUGCCGUUACAUCGAGGGCGACAGUGUAUAAGCCCGUCUUUCCGCGCACCAGAAUGAUCUGAUGUGGCCACGCUGGGUUCCAUUCGCCUGAAGGUGCAUCUAACCAUAAGCCAAGAAUUCAAGCAUGAUUAAAUUAUUCGCCAGCAAUAUUGUGGCUCUAGGUCACAAGCAUGAAGUCUACGCGUCGUUCUGUAUUUACAAUGCAGUGCGAUCCUUACAUGAAAUCCUUCGUGGUAUAUGACAGUAGCAGACGAAAGGUUCCGUCGCAAAGCAUAGUCGGUGCCGAGUAGUCUAGACAACCAUAUAGAUAUGGAUCGUGGCAUAACGGUACGGAUCGCAAUGCACAGUUCGUUCAUGUUCGUCGGACUUUAGGUGCCGGGAUGAGGCCCAUAAGCCCGAAUGCAAGGAGGUAGAUUCCAGAUGCAGCUAUGGAGCCUUCGACGUAGCCUAAAGGGGAGUAAGCGCCGAAGGUGUAGGUCGUCGUACACCAUCCGCCGACCAUGGCGGCCGUAAGGAUCGGGAUUACCCUGGACAGCUCGCCGGACUCCCUCCAUUGGCGAUAGUUCGGUUGCACGCCCUUCAGCUGGGGCAUGAGGAGAAUGUACAAGAACAAUGUGAUUGUUAACGUCCCUAACGCCAACGAGACGUAUGCUAUCGUACUCCCCCAGUCAUCUCCGCCGUUCCCAGCUAUGCUCCAGAACGCGUCGUGUGUGUUAAGCCAGUAUGUGAUCAGAGCUCCGGGCAAGAUGAAUUUGACCUGCUUGAGGGUAUGCCCAGACAGCGAUACGAAAGGGUUGCCGGAUGGCAUCUGGGCGAAAUUAGAUUCCGAGGUUGUCCGUGACGGAGGCAAGCCCAGGUCUAUGCAACGACGGCGAAAAUGAGGACGUACGCCUCCGGGUCUCUUGCUCGUUACUUGC